UUCUUUACAUUUCAUUUUUACUAGAAAUAAUGAUCGCGGUGGUCUUGUCGGAGUUGUUGUAAUUUUUUUUUUAAAUCUAAGUGGUGCAGUUUGUGAACUAGUGCAAAUAAUAACAUUUCGUUAAUUGCAUAAAAACAUAACCAUGUUCAGCUGGCUAAAGAAAGAAGGUGAAAAAACUGAAAGUAUCGAAAAUGUCGUGGAGGGGCUCAAAAGAAUUUACAGAACGAAGCUCCUGCCGCUCGAGUUGCACUAUCAGUUCCACGAUUUUCACUCCCCACAGCUGGAAGAACCCGACUUCGACGCGAAGCCGAUGAUACUGCUCGUUGGGCAGUACUCGACCGGCAAAACGACCUUUAUCAAAUACUUGCUGGAGAGAGACUUCCCGGGCAUACGAAUCGGGCCCGAGCCCACCACCGACAGGUUCAUCGCCGUCAUGUUCGACGAGAAAGAGGGCAUGAUUCCUGGAAACGCCCUCGUCGUCGACCCGAAGAAACAGUUUAGGCCGCUUAGUAAAUUCGGAAACGCUUUUCUAAAUAGAUUUCAGUGCUCUACCGUGAAUUCGCCGGUGCUGCGCGGCAUUUCCAUCGUGGACACGCCCGGCAUCCUGUCGGGUGAGAAGCAGCGAGUGGACCGCGGGUACGACUUCACGGGGGUGCUGGAAUGGUUCGCAGAGCGCGUCGAUCGUAUUAUCUUGCUGUUCGACGCCCACAAACUAGAUAUUUCCGACGAGUUCCGAAGAAGUAUCGAAGCGUUGAGAGGCCACGACGACAAAAUACGAAUCGUGCUGAACAAGGCGGACAUGAUCGACCACCAGCAGCUAAUGCGGGUGUACGGCGCGCUCAUGUGGUCGCUGGGCAAGGUGCUGCAGACGCCCGAGGUGGCCCGGGUAUAUAUUGGAUCGUUCUGGGACCAGCCCCUACGCUACGAUGUGAAUAGACGACUAUUUGAGGAUGAGGAACAGGAUUUGUUCAGAGACAUGCAGUCGUUACCUCGAAAUGCCGCAUUACGGAAAUUAAACGAUUUAAUAAAAAGGGCGCGCCUCGCUAAAGUGCAUGCCUACAUAGUUAGUGAAUUGAGGAAAGAAAUGCCGUCCAUGUUCGGCAAAGAUGGUAAAAAGAAGGAGUUGAUAAAAAACUUAGGACAAGUGUAUGACAGGAUUCAGAGGGAGCAGCAGAUUUCUCCUGGGGACUUCCCUGAUAUCAAGAAAAUGCAAGAGACUUUGGCAAACCACGAUUUUACGAAGUUCCACCCUCUUAAGCCUAAGCUUCUGGAAGUGGUGGACCACAUGCUGGCCACGGAUAUUGCACGACUCAUGGAUAUGAUACCGCAGGAGGACGUCAACAUUGUCACGGAGCCACUGAUCAAGGGCGAGGCGGCGCUGGCGGACGCGCUGGAGGGCCUGUUCGCCAAGCGCGGCUUCCUGCAAGGCGGGGCGUUCGAGGGCGUGGAGGACCAAGUGUCGCCCUUCGGCUACGGGCGGGGGGAGGGCGUGGACGCGGGCCACGGGGACCCCGAGUGGAUCUGCAGCAAGGAGAAGCCGCAGUACGACACGGUGUUCCAGUCGCUCAACCCCAUCGAUGGCAAAGUCACUGGAGCCGCCGCCAAGACCGAGAUGGUGAAGUCCAAGCUGCCCAACUCCGUGCUGGGCAAGAUCUGGAAGCUGUCCGACAUCGACAAGGACGGCUUCCUGGACGAGGAGGAGUUCGCGCUGGCCAUGCACCUCAUCCGCGUCAAGAUCGACGGCCACGACCUGCCGCCCGAGCUGCCGCCGCACCUCGUGCCGCCCUCCAAGCGCAACUAGCCGCGCUCACUACACUUGCUCGCUCGCAAUCGAGUAUCUCGCCAUCAGUUUACAAUGGUUCUUAUUCGUGUAUUGUGUUAAUGUUCGGAUAGGGCGUUUGGAAAAUAAAAAUCAGAAGUACGGGAUCUGCGACUCUAAAGCGAGCGAAAUAAGUCUCAUUUUACUUUGACGGUAGUUGGUUAAAAAAGUGAUACAGUAGUUUGAUUUUUUUGCAAAUGUUGACAUCGCCUAGAUAGCGUCGCGGGUUGAGGCGAGGACCCGUCCUUGUGACCGUAAAUCGAUCGUUUCCUCCGCUUCGCCGGACCUCUGUAUGACUUAUUCUUACUCUGUGUUAGUCUUUUUCAUUGAGCACAGGGAUUCAGAGCUUAACUACGCUGCUUAAAGGUCCUAAAACUUAUUAACACCCACUAACUAUCAAAGUUAGUGGGUGUAAAUAGGUUUUUAACAUUAGUUGGUCUAAGCUCUCAUUCUUAGUAUUCCGAGCGAGUAUGUAUUGUAGUGCGACAUUGUAAGACAUUGUAAUUGACGAUGUUCGUCAUAUACACUAUGGUAAGGACAUCAAUUCUAUACAACCAAUUUUUAUUUUUCUGUCCGUCCGGAUUUUUUUCGACGAUUUUUUAUUUCGAAAAGUAUCAAAACUCGUACUAGCGAUAUAAACUCGUUGCGAUAACAUUUGCAAACGCUUGAUUUUGUUUAUUCUGGACUGUAAAUACUUCACUCCGAGAAAAAGGUACCUACUGAAUAAUAAUGCCUGUUUUUUGGGAUUUUUGUUUGGGCUUUGAACGCACACCCUUCACUUUGUAUUGCGACCUGUGGCGGCGGAGGCUGCGAGGUGACAGGACUCUGUCAAAUUAUCCAUUGUUAGUGACACUCAUAGAAAUCUUAUUAAAAAGACAUUAGAAGUUUUGUGUACGCGUCACCUGGUUCGAGAACGAGGCUCAGAGCACUCGAAUGUUAACAAAAAGUUUCGUAUCAGUUAAGACUUUAUUGUGAUUUUUAAACUACAUUGCCUCUUACGCUCUAAAAGUUUACACCGUUAUGAAAACAGAAAUGAAUGACUCACAGCGCAUGCGCGUACGCGUAGUGGCCGCUGGGCGCCGUCUAAAGGACAUUUCUAUUGUCUUUUUAUAAAGAUUACUAUGGUGACACUGCGUUUUAAAGUAUCAUCACGAUCAGCUCUAACCACACGAUGCAGGUCCCAUUUUAUACAAAAAAGAUAUAUAUAUAACGUACAAAGUACGCGUAAAUUUCAGACUUAUAUAAAUGUACAGCUUUCAAAGCUGGACAUUUUAAUGGGUCCAUAAUCGUGUGGUGCAAGCCUUAUUUGUAGAACAAAACAUGGAUAUUAUUCGCUUGCAAUGUAAUAUCAUAAUAACUGUGCAAUAAUACGUGCAUUGCGUAUGAAAACCGAACGGAUCGCGUAGCGUUCGGAAAAGAGAAAUUGUAUUAGAAUCGCUUGAAGCUACUUGUUCUUAUGAAUUGUUCAAUAGUUAUAUUUUAGUAAAUUAAAUCUUAAUUGUUAUUACGUUUCUAAUGUUUAGCUUUACUCAGCGCGGACUGAAGGGAACAAUACACUGAGAUAUUAUCAAAAACGCACUUGAAUAAAAGAGUACACUUUUAUUGUAAACCACAAAAAAUGCAGAAAAUAGAAUAUAAACAAAUCAAUACUAUGCAUACAUUUCUGUAAAUUCCACAAUGCAUUCAAAUACACAGUGAAAUUUACAGAAAUGUAAGACCGAAGAAUAGAAGUGGAAAUAAAGGCUGGUCAAUAAUAGACUCUUCAGGAAGUAUGGUGGAAUCGAUAAAAGCUCCGGCUUAGGGUUUGAAAUGCGUUCUGAAAAUUUCAUUGGUGUUUAUUGAUUUAUUUAUUCUAAAUUAGUGAGUUUGUGGUCUGAAAUAUCUAUUUUUCAUUCCAAAAGAACUCGAAAUGGAAUUCAGUUUUAGUAAACUAGUCGUACUAGGGGUCAAGGUAGUACAGCUUUCUAUCCCAUAUUUGUUUUCGGACGCGAGAUGAUUUCCCUUCAGUCCGGGGCUACAGUUAAUUUAUUGCGGGGGCGACUCGUUGGUGCUUCAGAACUUUGAGCUGGCCACUGAUUCUGUAUGAUUGAGCUAGUCACUAAACGUUAAACCAGCAAUCUUGACGUCACUUCAUACAUCUGUCGAAGUUGACGUCACUCACUGCAUUAAGUGACGAGUGUUUGGACGUCACACAGAAUCAGCGCCGGGUAUUUGAUAAAACAAUACUUAUUACUACUCGUCAUUAUAAUAUAUUCUAUAAGUCCAUUGUCUUUAAAUUAAAUUAUAAUUAUAUUGUCAUUUCAUUCGAUAUGUUUUAGAUAAUUUAUGUUAUGCAUGCUCGUCCGUUGACAUUUAUUUACUUUUAAAUUUUGUAACAAACCAAUAUUUUGUAUGUUGUUCCUAUUAGCGAUGCUUUCGAUAUUCAAGUUUAAUAUUCACUUGUUUAAUCGUAUACGGUACGCUGCAUUUGGUGUGGCCCCUUAAUCGUUGAGACUUCUUAAUUUAACACGUCCUUAACUUUAGAGAUGCCGCAAAUAGCCGUUAGCAAAUCCUUUUGGAGUGAUGAUUCGACAUCAAACACGAUAAUAUAAUUGAUGAAUAAAUCUGACCUGUUUGUGAAAUUGAUGAAUAAAUGUCCGCCGUGCCUCGUCCACAACAUUCGAAUUCGAAAAACGAAUUAUAUUCAUAUUAGCAUCUAACAUUUUACGUAAAACGUUUUGUGUUUUUUUACUUAUGAGGAGUGUCCUCAAAUACUUUGUUUUCCUUCUUUAAUUACAGACCAAUAUAAAUUGACCAUACGAACCUACUGAGAAAAACUAUUAUUCACUAUUCAACAAACAAUGAAUUGUUAUCCAUAAUCAGGGCAUCUUUACUCUUAACUUUAGUUGUGGUGUUAAAUUUGACAGAACUUGUAUAAAGAACAGUUGAACUUGGCGUCAUAAUACAUUCUGCGGGUAGUUACGACACAGAAGUGCUAGUUCAGCUCAAGGUACACUAUUCUCUACGUUAAUCGGACUACAAAUAAUAUAAUAAGUAAUUUAGAAUAAUAAUGUACUUCGAAACAAUUAUUGACGCCUGUUAGCAGCUAGCACGUCAAAAUAUAUCUAGGAACACACUGUGACGUGUUCACUCGAAGUAUACAUGAGGAAAAUGUAAACAGUAAAACAAUUAAAAGAAUUAUAGACCGCCCACUCAUCUAAAAAUCUUCCCAGUACGAACUGCAUUAAGAUCAAAACAGUAGUUCUUUGGGAAAUCUGUAACAGAUGCGCAUAAAAUAGUAACCUUUUGGCAUCACUCGCUGGUGGUUACUUGAGGAAAAAGGCAAUGUUUAGAGCUGCCAAUUUAAAGAUACGAGUACAGCUGAAUUAGCACCGGGGUCCAGUUCCAAAAAUUUAUGUUUUUAAUGCAUUGCUUUGUACUUAGUCGCGUACGUGUCUGUAGACGUGGCAAUUUGUAAAAGCUCCAUUUUGGAUGAUAGUUUAGUUUUCUUAUUUUAUAACAAUUCCGGUACGACGGGACUCGACCCCGCAUCGCUCUGGCUACCACGUUCAAAAUGCCCUUCGUUCUAAAAAUCUGCCAACGAUCUGUCUACUAAAGCUGGGAGAAUUGGCUCAAUCACGUGUUAAGUCAAAUCUAAUCUAAGUUCAAUAACAGUAUCAAACUCCAAAGUUAAUGUUGUUUCUAACUCGUGACUUAGCUGGCAUUGAUUUAGUACCUAGUUCAUUGUCGCAGUGCCUUGUUCAGUGUGAUAAGUUUUUUUGUAAGAUUCGAGCGGAACCUGUGAAGCUUGUUCUCGGAAAUUUAUCUACGACUCUUUUAGUAACCUAGUACGGUACGGUCUUGUGCAAGCUGUCAGAUUUUCCUGCCUUAAUAUUAAACUGAUUUGACAAAUUUUAUAAGUUGUAUGUAAGUUUUUCACUCUUUCAUAAUAUAAGAACUGUCAAUUUGGAAGCCAUAAAUGGUAAGAGUUACAAUUUGCAUGUCAAAGGGAAUAUGUUGUAUGGUUUGAUUUAACGAGGGGGGAGGGAGGGGUUACUUAGGCAUGGUAGGCUCGCUGGAACUCUGUGGGAGGUAUAUUUGUAAAUAUGGAGAUUUGGAUGUGAUUUCAAUGUUUUGGAAUGUAUUUUUAUGGCAUUAUGUUGAGUGGUGACGGCCCGUAGUCCAAUCGGUUACGGAAUAGGACUGGCCAUCGCCGCUGAAUGAAACGCUUAAUGUUUUUACAUUUGCUACUGUGUGUACAUAAAUAAAGAAUAAUAUGUAAAUGUAUUUAUCAAAUUAUACACAGAGUGUAAUAAAUAGUUAAGAAAAUA
Molecule: messenger RNA, 6129 nt
Organism: Pararge aegeria (speckled wood butterfly)
Lineage: Eukaryota; Metazoa; Arthropoda; Insecta; Lepidoptera; Nymphalidae
Gene: Past1
Product: EH domain-containing protein 1
Exons: 4
Coding region: 143-1801 (552 amino acids)
Biological process (GO): clathrin-dependent synaptic vesicle endocytosis; endosomal transport
Cellular component (GO): presynaptic membrane; plasma membrane; cytoplasm
Molecular function (GO): protein binding; calcium ion binding; molecular adaptor activity
Source: RefSeq, a predicted model, not a curated record